Molecule: messenger RNA, 430 nt
Organism: Protopolystoma xenopodis
Lineage: Eukaryota; Metazoa; Platyhelminthes; Monogenea; Polystomatidea; Polystomatidae
Source: the annotation of a GenBank genome assembly
GACGGCAAGAAGGGCGACGAGGAGGAGGAGCAGGCAGAGGAGGAGGAGGAGGAGGAGGAGGCCGAAAGUGAGGCUGGCCCAAGUGACGAGCCGCCUGGCAGGGACCGAGCUCCUCGGAGGGGGCGGCCUGUGCGAGCCCAUGUCGACAUGGCCCGUAGCCGAACGGCGCUGGCGUCUACGCCGACUCGUCUGCGCGCCUCGACGAGACGACCUGCUGGGCGCCAGUCGCGGCGUGGACGAUCGGCACGAGCCCAGCUCGGCCGGAAUGGUACAGUUGGCAACAGACGGCGUCUGGCCGAGGCUUCUGGCCCGAAUGCCCCAUCGGAGGGCGGACAGUCGACACAAUCACUGCCGGCCCCGCCUGCCCGGCCAAGAGACGACCACGACAAUCCGUAACGCCUGUCCGGUUGAUGGGCGGCGUGGCUGCUAA